Rhizopus microsporus ATCC 52813 is the source of this 565-nucleotide messenger RNA. RefSeq names its product actin-related protein 2/3 complex subunit 3. Gene Ontology annotation, cellular component: cytoskeleton; Arp2/3 protein complex. The transcript has 4 exons. Gene Ontology annotation, biological process: Arp2/3 complex-mediated actin nucleation; regulation of actin filament polymerization. NCBI's taxonomy places the organism in Eukaryota, Fungi, Mucoromycota, Mucoromycetes, Mucorales, Rhizopodaceae. Bases 15 to 533 code for a protein of 172 amino acids. The record is from RefSeq and is a predicted model, not a curated record. Gene Ontology annotation, molecular function: actin filament binding.
UAAACAGCUUAAUUAUGCCUGCAUACCACUCACAUUUUAACGAUGGAGACUAUCAGUCUAUUGGUAAUAUGUUUUUAUUACCUAUAAAGACCAAGUUUAGAGGAAACGCACCUUAUGCGGGCGACAUGGGAGAAGAUAUUAUUGAUGAGGCACUUGACUUAUUCCGUGCCAACUGUCUCUUCCGUAACUUUGAAAUCAAGGGCAACGCGGAUCGAGUACUUAUUUAUCUUACCUUGUUCAUCUCACAAUGUCUCGGCGCACUUAAUAAGAAUAUGCCACAAGCUGAAGCUUACAAAACAUUGAAUACCUUGGCAUUAUCCAACUUUUCGAUUCCUGGUGAUCCUUCAUUUCCUUUGAAUGCAAUGUAUCAAGCACCCAGUGAUAAGUUCCAAGCAGAUCAAAUGAAGCAGUAUAUUCAGCAAAUUCGUCAGGAACUUGCACUUAGACUUGUUGAAAGGAUUUAUGAGGACGGACAAUUAAGCAAAUGGUGGAUGUGUUUUUCAAAGAGAAAGUUUAUGAACCUUACACUUUAACUUGAUUUAUGAAGUUGAUGGCUCAUAUCUAU